UAUUGCCCACAUUGAGCCAUUUCAGAGAGUCUGUGUGGGAUUCCUUGUCAUCUCAUUAUUCCAAAUAUGGACGGACCAUAGUGUAGUUUUUAAAGAAAAUAGUGAGAUUUGCAAUGAAUUAUCAUUGUAAUAUUUCAUAUAAAGAUAUAAAUGGCUUUUUUCAUUUCAUAAACAUUUGAGUAAUUUUAUCAAAAUUAUCUUGGGAAGAUUAUCAAAGGGAAGACACAAGAAUGUUUGAACACAGAAUAAGCAAUCUGUUUCUUUUUUGGAAAGUAGCCUGUGAUGUAAAAAAAGAAGUUCCAGGACCCUGGAGAAAGUAUUACCCUCUAGAAAAUUCAAUCCUUUCAAUAGGCGUUUCAUGAACACUGCCAACAGAAUAUUGUGUACAAGUUUGAACUUGACAGCUUCCCAUAUGAAGCUUCCAAGUCAGUAGAAUCUUGUUUUCAAAGCGGAUACUUCAAAUGAAAGUCACUACGAAAAUUUCAAUUCUUCAUAAAUUGUUACAUUCAUACAUUUUUUUAAAUCAAUGUGCUCACCCCGAUCCUGUUGAUGAGACAUAUAUCUUGACAGGAAUAAUAAUACAUAAUAUUUAUUUAACAGAGACAAAAAAUGUUGAAACAUCUGAAAUUAUUUAUGAUAAAAUUAAUUAACAAACUAACGAGUUGAAACUUUUGAAUCGCUCCCUCUUUUGUAAAAUAGCAUCCGUCAGUUAAUUUAAUUAUCAAUCAAAAUGACGGAUGAAGAGGUGGUGGAGAAUGGUCAACAUUGUGAAGAUUUGGAAAAGAAAUGGCCUCAAAUUCUUGCAAUUGUACUAGCAUGUCUUGCACCGUUGACCAAUGGGCUUCAACUAGCUUGGACUUCACCAUUCAUUCCAAAAAUAACCAAAGACAAGGAACAUUACGAUAUAUCAGAAGAAGAAGCAUCAUACCUCACAAUUAUUCAGCCUAUUGCAAUGAUCCUAACUUCCCCCUUUUCUUCAAAAUUAUGCGACAUUAUUGGGAGGAAGAGAACGCUGAUGCUGAUAACACUGCCACACACAAUGAGUUGGAUUUUGGCAGCAGUUGCUACAGACAUAUAUACUUUUUAUGGUUCUAAGAUUUGCUCGGGAAUGGCAAGUGGAAUAGCUUUUGCUGCUUUACCUAUGUAUAUAGGGGAAGUGUCUUGUCCUGAAGUGCGAGGAACUUGGGGAAAUCUGUUUUCUUCGGCAAUAUAUCUAGGAGAAUUUGUAAUGGCUAUACUCGGCAGUUAUUUCAAUGUUGAAGAAACAUCUUACAUAUGUAUUUCAAUCCCUAUUUUAUUUAGCAUACUUUUUUCUUUCAUGCCCGAAUCGCCUUACUUUUAUAUAAUGAAAGAAAAACCUGAUUAUGCUAAAACUUCUUUACGAUUCUUCAAACGGAAGGUAAACAUAGAUCAUGAUUUUAUGUUGCUGCAGAAUGAUGUAACAAGACAAAUGUCGGAAUCUGCAGAAUGGAUAGAUUUCAUUAAAAUUGAAAGUAAUAGAAAAGCACUUUCAGCAGCAAUAUUCUUGAGAACUUCCCAAGUAUUUGGAGGAUUGACACUCUUUAUUGUUUACAUUCAAUUCAUUUUUGAGAAAUCUGGUGGCAAUGUAAGUCCGGAAUUAUCAUCAAUGAUAUAUACAGGUCUGAGUUUUGUCUUGAAUAUUUUUGUUGUUAUAUUUGUCGUGGAUAGACUGGAGAGAAAGAGUGCUUAUAUAUGUUCAAUUGGUCCUUGCUCUGUAAUCCUCCUUUUGGUUUCGGCAUAUUUCUAUGUUGAUAGAUACUAUCCUGACACAGUUGGUACUUCCUUUAAAUGGGUACCAAUUACAGGAAUGAUAUCUUACAUGAUAUUUGCAUCUUUUGGGGUGGCAGUCAUUCCUACAUUGAUGCUUGGUGAACUGUUUUCUACCAGUGUCAAAUCUAAAGCAAUGACGAUAAUGUCAAUAAUUUUUGGGAUGCUUUCAUGCGUCACUUACUAUAUUUUUCAUUUCUUAUAUUUUUCUAUUGGACUCUAUGCGCCGUUUUUAUUCCUUGGAUGCUGCAAUGCCAUUUCAACAGUGCUCUCACAUUUUUUAAUACCAGAAACGAAAGGUAAAACUCUUGAGGAAAUUCAACAAGCUCUCAAAAAUAAGAGUUUCAAUGUUGUAAACCGAGUUGUUUGAUUAAAUAAGUUAUGGCUAUCGUUCAGAGGAACAUCAUUGUAUUGAAGAUUUUUACACUUGCACUUAGACUAUGUAUCUGUUUUUCAAUUUCAGUUUUACAACUUGAAAAAUCUAAAGAAUAUUACUGGAGUUUUAUCCUAACAUGAAGCCA
Leptinotarsa decemlineata (Colorado potato beetle) is the source of this 2309-nucleotide messenger RNA. RefSeq names its product facilitated trehalose transporter Tret1-like. The record is from RefSeq and is a predicted model, not a curated record. Gene Ontology annotation, cellular component: membrane. Gene Ontology annotation, biological process: transmembrane transport. NCBI's taxonomy places the organism in Eukaryota, Metazoa, Arthropoda, Insecta, Coleoptera, Chrysomelidae. Gene Ontology annotation, molecular function: transmembrane transporter activity.